Molecule: messenger RNA, 5092 nt
Organism: Thrips palmi
Lineage: Eukaryota; Metazoa; Arthropoda; Insecta; Thysanoptera; Thripidae
Product: trehalase-like
Exons: 8
Coding region: 180-3197 (1005 amino acids)
Biological process (GO): trehalose catabolic process
Molecular function (GO): alpha,alpha-trehalase activity
Source: RefSeq, a predicted model, not a curated record
GGCGUCCCUGCAUUCGCGUCGCGAGCCUCGCCGUGGCCACACCGUCAGACCGUCUCAGUCGCACCCCUCGCGCCGUCGGCGUCCUCAGAGUCCGCGAACCACCGCGAAGUUCAGUGUUGAGUGUUGAGAGUUCCACGGAGUCGGAUGUGCCGCCCCCGCCCCGGCCCCCGCCCGUGACGAUGCCCGAGCACCACGCGCACGCGUCCCCCGCCCCCGCGCCGCCGUCGCCGGCCCCCAAGCCCGCGGAAGCCGACACGCCUCUGGUUGCAGAGUUAGCAGGCCUUGGGAUUUUGGAGAGCGCCUUUGAGAAGCACAUCAUGGAGGAUGACAGCAAGAAGAGCGAACAGCCGCCCCUGCCGGCGGCUGAGGCACUGCGCGAGCUCGUGUCGGAAGCCGAGGAGCUGGACUUGCCCGACAUGAUGCACCAUGUCAUCAAGGAGCCAGACUUCCAGCCCAUCCCGGAAGACGCUCCGAUCACGGAGUUCGAGCCCGUGCUCAAGGCGCCGGACUUGCCCGACGUGCCGGAGGAUGAGCCCCUGGAGCUGGUGGAGCUGGUGGAGGCUGUGGAGCUGCCCGGCACGGGGACGCAGACGCCGCGGACGCUGUCGCGGUACACGUCCAGGGACUCGCUCUACGAUGACGCCAUGCCGGACUCUGUGAGCGCGGCGGCGUCCCGUCGGGGCUCCCUCACCACCCUCAACGCCGACGCGCUGGCUCACCUCACCCAGGCGCUGGAGAACGCGCCGCCGGUGCGGCCGCGACGCCUGUCCGACGGCUCGGGCGUGUCCGAGGCCGUGCGCGGCGUGCUGUCCCGCCAGCUGUCGGACACCUCGUCCGUGUUCACGCACGCCCAGAACGACGCGGAGGCCGGCAACGCGGCCAGCCCCGAGGCCCCCGAGGUGAUCGCCGUGCCCCGCAGCGGCACCGUCACGCCCAAGACCCGCAAGAUCUCCGUGGUGUCCAUGGCGUCGGGCAUGGCGCGCUCGCGGCGCGCUUCCGAGUCGUCGGCGCGCCCGGAGCCGCGGCCGCGCAUCCGCCGCUUCUCCGUCAACGUGGCCUCCAUCGGCAACCCCAAGAUGGGCGUGCGCAUGCGGCGCUACUCCGAGACCACCAACGAGCUGUACACGGACGCGCUCGCCAUGCUCAAGGCCUCCAAAAUCCCAGUGCUCAAGUUCACCAAGAAGGCCGCCGGGGGCGUGUCCAAGUGCUGCCGGCACCCCAGCCGCGACGAACUGAGGCGGGCCGAGCCCGACUCCGUCGAGAUGCUGGGCGUCCCCGCGGGCUCCGUGUCCGUGUGCAAGUGUUGCGGCUCUCGCCGCUUCUCCCCCGCGGCCUUCGGCGUCGAGGGCCCGCCCAUCCACCUCUCCUCCUCAAAGCCACCCACCUGCCUCGUGUGCAGCGCCGUCGUCUGCCAGGGCGACCUGCUGCGCGUCGUGCAGCUGGCCGGCGUCUUCCCGGACUCCAAGACGUUCGUCGACAAGAAGGUGAAGCAGUCCCCCGAGGAGACGAUCCGCCGCUUCCAGGAGCUGCUGCAACGCACGGGCGGCGCGCCCAGCCGCGACCAGGUGGUGGACUUCGUGGACCAGUCCUUCGAGGAUGGCGACGAGCUGGAGCCCUGGACGCCGCCGGACUGGACGGAGACGCCCUCCAUCCUGGGCCGCAUCGCCGACGAGGACUUCCGCGCCUGGGCCAUGGAGCUCAACGAGCUGUGGAAGAUGCUGGGCCGCAAGAUGAAGACCGACGUCCGCGACAACCCGCAGCUCUACUCGCUGAUGUACGUGCCCAACGGCUUCAUCGUGCCCGGUGGCCGCUUCCGGGAGAUCUACUACUGGGACACGUACUGGAUCGUGCAGGGCAUGCUGCUCUGCGACAUGCGCGCCAGCGUCAGGGGAGUGAUCGAGAACCUGCUGGUCCUGGUGAAGAGGCUGGGCUUCGUCCCGAACGGCAGCCGCGUGUACUACGACCAGCGCUCGCAGCCACCGCUCCUGGUGCCCAUGAUCAAGGCCUACCUGCAGCACUCCGGCGACCUGGACUUCGUGCGCGAGAACAUUGAUCUCAUCGAGAAGGAGUUCCUGUUCUGGAUCAACAACGCCACCGUUGAGGUGACGGUGAAGGGGAAGACCUACAAGCUGUCCAGGUACUUCUCGCCCUCGGACGGCCCCAGGCCCGAGUCGUACCGCGAGGACGUGCUGACGGCCAACCACCUGGCCACGGACGAGGAGAAGCAGCACCUUUACUGGGACAUCAAGUCCGCCGCCGCCACCGGCUGGGACUUCUCCAGCCGCUGGGUCAUCCACGAAGGCACAAACGGAGGCUCGCUGGGCGACAUGCACACCCGCUACAUCGUGCCCGUGGACCUGAACGCCUACAUGUACGGCAACGCCGUGGGGCUGUCGGAGAUGUUCCGGCGCCUGGGCAUGGAGGACCGUGCGGCCGAGUACCGCGCCAUCGCGGACCAGUUCCGGGAGGCGGUGACGGCCGUGCUGUGGCACCCCGACCUGGGCACCUGGCUGGACUACGACCUGCUGAACGGCACGCCGCGCCGCUACUACUACGCCUCCAACCUGACGCCCCUGUGGACGCGCUGCUACGACGAGCACCAGUCCGCCGACAUCGCCCGCGCCACCGUGCGCUACCUCUUCAACACGGGCGUCCUCAAGUACAUGGGCGGCAUGCCGACGUCGCUCAUCAUGACGGGCGAGCAGUGGGACUUCCCCAACUGCUGGUCGCCGCUGCAGGGCAUCCUGAUCCAGGGCCUGCACAACACGGGCGACCACGGCGCGCAGAGGCUGGCCCUGGAGCUGGCGCGCCGGUGGCUCGCCGCCAACUACAAGGGGUUCAUGGAGAACCACCAGAUGUACGAGAAGUACGAGGUGGAGAUCGUGGGCCGGUGCGGAGGCGGCGGCGAGUACGCGCCGCAGGCGGGCUUCGGCUGGACCAACGGCGUGUGCUUCGAGCUGCUGGACCAGUACGGCCUCAUCGCCUCCUCCAAGGACGACCCAGAGCUGCUGACGUACGAGAUCCUGAUCGAGGCCGAGGACAAGGUGCUGGAGGCGAAGAGCCCGCUCAGCCCCAGCAGGGGCGGCGUGGCCUCGUCCGUCACCUCGGACGACGACGGCGACCUGGAGGUGGACCCGGACGCCGACAACGAGUCGGACGCGGAGACGAAGGAGACGGGCAACAAGGUGGAGGAGUGAAGGACCAGGAGGUCCUCUGCGUCCGCGGACCGCGGUCCGGAGAAGAACAGGCUUUGCUUGGCCUUGCUUCGCUCCUGCGCCGCACUGCCUGCUUCUUUCUCCACAAUUUUAGAUCAAUUUUUUUAUUGCUCUUUUGUUUAAUUAAAAAAAAAGAGUUGUGCUCGUUGGACAAUACGCGCCAUGUCGCGGGGACAUUCCAUGCCCGGGAGGGGAAGGUGUUUGUGUAUAUGUGUGUGUGUUUGAGUGUGUGUGUGUUUCAGUUUGAUGAAUCUGACAAGUAAGUUUUGUAUGUGUUUGGGGGUGAGCUGUGAACCGUGGUGCUAUGGAAACAGGACGCCUCUCUUUUUCCUCCUUUUUUAAAAAAAUGUUUUAGUUUUAUUUGGCUUUUAUUUGCCAAGCUUGUCUGUAUUGAAUUGUCGCUGUGAUGCAGCAUUAUUGUGAUGGGGUGUUCCUUUGCUCAAGUGAUGCCUCCCUUCCCGAGCCGGUAGCCCACGUGGCAUUGAAUGUGAUAUAGCUGGUACUCUCCGAGUCAGGAUCAAAACCCAGACUCCAUUAAUUUUUAUUUUCUUGUUUUUUUUUCUGGUCUCUGGUUUGCGUACAAUAAUUUUAGUGCUGAAAACAAGGAAACGGUGUACAAAAGUGCCUUUUUAUUGAUCCAUCCAUAGGAAAUUCACCAUCGUACCUGCACUGUUUUACCUGACAUUUUUAUUUAUUUGCUAAGCCUAACACAUUUAUUUAUAAUGAUGUGGAGAGGGAAUGGAGUUCCUUCUCCAUUGCCAUUUCCUGGAUGCAUUUUUGGUGCAACAAAAGAAUGAUUUGUGCAGGAGACUGUCAAGUUUCAAUUGUUAGACUAAGAUGUUUAAGGGUUAUAUCCUUUCGAGUUCCUUUUUUAAAACUCAAGGUCUACUUAAUUGUGCAUGUGACUGUUCUUAUUGUCAAGUUUUGUUGUAGUGGUACAAAUUUAGUUGUCCUUCAGUGCUGCAUGACAUGCUUAUUAGAUAAUGGCCAAGUAAAUAACUUAUUAACUAAUUUAUUGGAUUGUUUUGAGAGGACUUAAAAAUGCGGCUUGAACUUUGGCACAUUUUGUUGAAAUUAUAUGGGCUUUGUAGUAGUGUGACUUUGGUUUAUAAAUUUUGUUGAAAUUUGCUAGGAGUUUCUCUUAUCUACAUAAUGCCUCAUAUUUUUAACUAUGUUUGAAUUCCAUUUGAGAAGCCUGCAAGGGUAACUUGUUCUGGUGUCCUUGCAUAGCAUGUCUGUAGAUAGUCAAUUUCUCAGUAUUUUAACUUAUUUUAUGUUAAUUUUAAACUGCUGUAUUAAUCAGGUGGAGACUAGUUCUGAUACAGGGAAAGGCAGAUUUAAGUUGCUGAAUGUGAUGUAAAAUAGUUUCUUGCUUUGAUCCUUUAGAUGUGAUUUAAUUUUUUUAAGGGGUCUGAAAUGGUGCUAAUGAACUGUGGGGUCCCCACUUAGCCCCCGUGAAAUUAGUAUUACUAUUUUUGUUUUUAUUUAAGUAUCUUUAUACAAUUAAGUCACUCUGAUGUACGGUCACACGCUUGUUCGCAGCAUCACCAUCACUCCCCUUCCUCUGUGUUGAGAUUUUAAGUGUGUUUAAUUUGGCUACCCAACAAGGGCUAGACAUUAUUAUGUAAGCUCCCGACUUGUAAUCUCACCUCCCUUAUUUUGUAACCUGUGAAAGUGACGUCUAAUAACUCACUUCACUCUGACUUUCUGCAGGCAUUUUUUUGGAAUGCCUGUCCAAUCAAUUUUAAUGUUAUGUGGGUGGUGUAUGCGGACCAGUAGGAGGGCGACAGGGUUGAGAUUUUAAAUUUCCGCUUUGCCUUUCAAUUAUUAUGUGAUCUGUAUGUACUGUGUAAAACAAUAAACAAUAUUUUACUGAC